GAGGCGGUCGGCCGUAGAAGUCGGCGGGUCUCGUAAUGGGGCAGGUUUUUGCCAAGCUCUUGAGCAUUUUCGGAAGCCGAGAGCACAAGGUUAUAAUUAUUGGUUUGGACAAUGCUGGGAAAACUACCAUCCUCUACCAGUUCCUCAUGAACGAAGUCGUGCACACGUCUCCCACCAUUGGCAGCAAUGUAGAAGAAAUUGUUCUGCGCAAGACUCACUUCCUGAUGUGGGACAUCGGUGGGCAAGAGUCCCUGAGGUCUACUUGGAACACCUACUAUUCCAAUACAGAAUUCGUCAUUCUUGUGAUUGAUAGCACGGACCGUGAGAGGCUGACUGUGACAAAAGAGGAGCUGUACAAGAUGCUGGCUCAUGAGGACCUGCGCAACGCAGCUGUGUUAAUAUUUGCCAACAAACAGGAUGUCAAAAAUUCCAUGUCUACCUCUGAGAUCUCCAAGUUUCUGACCCUCAGCUCCAUCAAAGACCAUCCGUGGCACAUCCAAGGAUGUUGUGCACUCACAGGAGAAGGCCUUCCAGCUGGUUUAGAGUGGAUGACUUCUCGAGUCCAGGCUAGCUGAUGUCAGCCAGAGCUAUGCUAGAGAAGAAAGACAGCCACAUGAAUCUAUUUCUAAUUUGCAAAAGCUCGGGACCUAUUUGGACCUUGCCUGCCUUUUGUCUUCUACCUGAAAGCCAUCAGACUGGAUUUUGAUACAUUACUAUGAGAUUAUGGGAAGGACAUUUGAACUGUGCCUGCAGAGAAAGGUGUGCAGAGAUUUCUUCCAGACCAGUCUUGAACCACAGAAGAUAUAUCCUGCUGCUGAAGAGCUGCAGGGUGUGUGAGUGUGUGUGCAUGUGCGUAGAUUAAAAGGCUUUGUUCCUACACCUUUCCUGAUAGAAUAGCAAAGCAUUCUUGUGUAUCCAAAAAAGUCUUGUUGAACCUAAAACAAGGUCAUGUGAAAGUUGCUGAAUACAGAACCCACACAGGCUACCCCCUACCCCGAAAAAAAAGUAUUUUUGCUUUGCUAUACCAGAAUCAGCAAGUGGUGAAAAAGUCAAGUUGUAGAGUGUGCCUUGAACUCUUACUCAGGCUUCUGACAUACCUGGGCUGCUUUCCAAAUUGGAAAGUGUCCAAGAGACUUUCGGAACAAAAGAGUGUUUGAGAUUUCCCUUGUUCUCUUGGGAUUGUUCAUAUUUCUCUGUGGACAGGACAAAAUGAUCGGGAUACUGAGUUUGCCCUUCAGUGUCCUUUUCUCUCUAUUUAUUUUUUUGAAUUCUGACUUUUUAGUGUCUGUUAACUGGUCAAUGUCAGGAGAAAUUUUCUGCUGCUGUUUUUGAAGAAAGUUCCUUUUUCUACGUUCAAGACAAGUCUUGUCAGGUUACCUGCAGGCAGCUGUGGUGUUCAGGAAAAGCCGUUUACAUCAGAGAGGAAAAAAAUCUCAAUAUGGGAAAAAAUGCAGUCCCUACCUCAUAAGGGAAGAUUCCUUCCCUUGCUUGCUAAAUGAGGCAAACUCUUGCGUUGUUUUGCAAAUUUUCAAGGCAAUUUGAAUUAAUGAUCUCAACCAAUUUGGGAGGGGGGGUAAUUGGCACACACUGCCUUACGACCCCUUCAACGCCUGUCUCCAUCCCACAGUAGCUAGUUGUUUGGCUGGGAAAGAGAUACCUUAUAGUGCCUCUGUUCGUUUCUCCAACUUUAAGACCUGUGUAGGCUGUUGGACACGAAAGUCAGAGGAAUGCUUUCAGAUACAUUCCUCUAUUUGGGCAAAGGCAGAUUACUAC
Molecule: messenger RNA, 1773 nt
Organism: Gekko japonicus
Lineage: Eukaryota; Metazoa; Chordata; Lepidosauria; Squamata; Gekkonidae
Gene: ARL5C
Product: ADP ribosylation factor like GTPase 5C
Exons: 6
Coding region: 36-575 (179 amino acids)
Biological process (GO): protein localization to Golgi membrane; vesicle-mediated transport; intracellular protein transport
Cellular component (GO): cytoplasm; trans-Golgi network
Molecular function (GO): GTPase activity; GTP binding
Source: RefSeq, a predicted model, not a curated record